GUCGAAAUCUGUCAACCCAUGUCAUGCAGCGCAUACUCGCCAUAGUCCAAGAUGAUGUGGGUGGUCGCGGCAUCCGCCACCUUCUCAAUCCGCAUCGAGAUGUGGUAGCUCUGGAAGCAGCUGCCACCGGCCUCCUGCAUCUCCCGCCGGGCUCUCACGUGGCCAUUCUGACAGGGUUUCCCUGUGUCCAACAUGCGACGCCGCCUACUGAAACCGACGGCAUUGCCGGCACGUUUGCUCUGGUUCACAUGCUGCACACUCGGGGCUGCGUGGUGCAUAUCCUCACAGACGAUGUCAAUGCCAGUGUGUUCCAAGCUUGCAUCGACCACUGGAGGAACAACUACUCGUGUCAAGCCGACAAAAAUCUGCAAUUGCACACGUUUCCGCCAGGUCCAGUGGCGCCACCGCAGCUCGAGGCCAUGGCGGCGCUCAUUCAGUACUGGAUCGCCAUCGAACGACCCGGCGAGGCAGCGGACGGUCGCUACUACACGAUGCGUGCGAGGGACAUUUCACGUGACGUGGCGCACUUGGACGCGUUCUUCGACCGUGCCCAACAACUCGGGGUUCGCACCUUGGCCAUUGGUGACGGUGGCAACGAGCUCGGCUUAGGCGGCGUGGCCACAUUGACCAAACAGCACAUUCCACACGGCGACGUCAUCGCAGCAGUCACGCCGUCCGAUCACUUGGUCGUGGCGUCCAUUUCAGACUGGGGCGGCUACGCGAUUUGCGCCGCCAUGGCCUACAUAGACCCGUCCUUGUCUCUCGUGCUGCCACGUACCCUGGCCGAGUUGGCGGCCACGAUGGUCAUGGCGUGCGCGCGCGACGGCAUUCUAGGCACGUUGGACGCCUGUGUGGAUGGAUGGCCCCUUGUUGUGAGUUUGAAUCGGCUCCAUCAGUUGACCUACCUGGAACGCCGCUGCGACUUUCGGCUCUUAGCGUGCCACCCACACUCGCCAACCCUUAUCUCCAAAUGGCCUCGACUUGCCACGAAAGUACAGCCGUCGUGGCUUCCACCGAGCGCUGCGUCUACGUUGAUCCAUGUGGUCACAGACUUGACCAAAGCUAUGCCACAAGCGGCUAUGGUAGCUCUGGGUAUGUACACAUGUAUAUGAUACACGCUUGGACACGCAGAGCAAGGCAGGCUUUGACUAUGCUAGUCGAUGGUAGAACUCGCAUCGGUUGCGAAUAUGCCACCGCCUUCCGACAAGGACUGUGUCGUCCUGUUGCCAGCUGCUUUGCUGGUGGAAUCCCCGGACAACAUUGAUGCAGUGCGAACAUGGCAAACGCAUCACACACGACUGGGAGUUGUCGGAGGAUCUGCCCAAGUUCUGCAGCAACUGGUGGCGGUGGCCGGCAUUUACGUUGCGAUUCACGUGCUCGUCGAGUACAACGAAGCGAUGCUCGCAUCGCAUGUGCCUUGGUGCCAAAAGCAACGAAUUGGGCUCUGGGUCGCUGUGUCUUCCGAGUCGACGGCGACGGGUCGUUGGCUCCUCGAUCAACCAUGGGUGGAUGCUGUCCUCAGCCACGACACUACUCAGCUACACGACUUGAUGGACUGCAUUGGCCAAGCAGUAGUCAAGCCCUGGAGCAGCGGGGGUCACUAGAAGCGACGACUGCACUACGCUGCCACCUUGUCGUUCAUCGAACAAUUGCGUUGCAUAUUACUGUAAUACGAUCAACAUGGAAGAAGACGUUUUCGAGUGACCCGGGCUUUCAGUCUACACCUGAUACAACGUCGUACUUGCGAGGCUACAAGCAUUGUUUAACCUGUUUAACACGUACCC
Molecule: messenger RNA, 1784 nt
Organism: Aphanomyces astaci
Lineage: Eukaryota; Oomycota; Saprolegniomycetes; Saprolegniales; Verrucalvaceae
Exons: 4
Coding region: 24-1112 (362 amino acids)
Source: RefSeq, a predicted model, not a curated record